Colletotrichum karsti is the source of this 2601-nucleotide messenger RNA. RefSeq lists its product as uncharacterized. The transcript is spliced from 2 exons. Lineage: Eukaryota; Fungi; Ascomycota; Sordariomycetes; Glomerellales; Glomerellaceae. Bases 1 to 2601 code for a protein of 866 amino acids. The record is from RefSeq and is a predicted model, not a curated record. Gene Ontology annotation, biological process: L-histidine biosynthetic process. Gene Ontology annotation, cellular component: cytoplasm. Gene Ontology annotation, molecular function: phosphoribosyl-AMP cyclohydrolase activity; histidinol dehydrogenase activity; metal ion binding.
AUGGAGACGACACUGCCUUUCCCCUUCCUUAUCAGCGUGGCCGUCCCGCCCGGUCUGGCGAAGCUGGACGGCCUCGACCGCGAGCAGGUCUCGGUACUCGGCGCCCCCUUCUUCGAGGCCAACGACCAGACCCUGGAAAAGUUCCACCGCUUUCUGAAGCAGCACAACGCAGAGUUCCGUGGUUACUUUGACGUCACCGGCAUCUCAUCCAAGGACGACGUCGUCUCUCUCCUCGACGCCGGCGCCCGCAUGGUCUUCGUCUCCCCCGAGAACUUGUCGCAGUACGAAGAGUUCGGAUCCCGGGUGGGCUCCGUCCUGAAGACCGCCGCCGUCUCCACGUCAGCGGCCUCCAAGCACGCCGUGCUGGUCAAGGACUUCGACUCGACCGUCUGUGAUCUCGGAGCUUUCAUCGAGCGCUGUAAGGUGGAGAAGCUGCCGAACCUCUUCCUCAAGCCUGUCCCUGAGACAAACCUCGAGCACUUUGUCGACAUUUCCAAGCAGUGCAAUGCUAUUCCCAUCCUGCCGUCCGACGGCCUGACGGCUUCCAAGGAGGAGACCAACAAGCUCUCCCUCUCCAAGCUUAUUUCUUCCUUCUGGAAGUCGGACCGGCCCGACGGUCUCAUCCCUACCGUCGUCACUGAUGAGUCUGGCACUGCGCUGGGCCUGGCGUACAGCAGCGCCGAGAGUGUUGGCGAGGCCGUCCGCACCCGGACCGGUAUCUACCAGAGCCGCAAGCGCGGUCUCUGGGUGAAGGGUGCCACUUCCGGUGACACCCAAGAGCUCGUCCGCAUCGGACUCGACUGCGACAACGACACCCUCAAGUUCGUCGUCAAGCAGACUGGCCGUUUCUGCCACUUGGACCAGCACGGGUGCUUCGGUGAUCUGGCAGGUAUCCCCCGUCUGGAGCAGACCCUUCAGUCGCGUAAGAAGUCUGCCCCCGCCGGCUCUUACACUGCUCGCCUCUUCUCAGACGAGAAGCUUCUGCGUGCCAAGAUCAUGGAGGAAGCCGAAGAGCUCUGUGACGCCAAGACACCGGAAGAGGUUGCCUUCGAGGCCGCAGAUGUGAUCUACUUCGCUCUUGCCAAGGCCGUCAGCGCCGGCGUCAGUUUGGCGGACAUUGAGAGGAAUCUUGAUGCCAAGGCGUUCAAGGUCAAGAGGAGGACAGGUAAUGCGAAGGGCAAGUGGGCGGAGAAGGAGGGCAUUCAGACCACCCCUGCCCCUGCCCCUGCGCCGGCAGCUGCACCGGCAGUCAAGGAAGAGAAGAAGUCUGAUGAGAGGAUAUCAAUGCGCAGAUAUGACCUCUCCAAGUCCUCAGCUUCAGAGAUCGACGAAGUUCUCAAGCGCCCUUCACAAAAGUCUCCCGAUGCCAUUCUGAACAUUGUCAAGCCCAUCAUCGACGAGGUCCGAAAUGGCGGCGACAAGGCUGUCCUGUCUUACACUCACAAGUUCGAGAAGGCCACUUCUCUGACUUCCCCCGUUCUGAAGGCCCCCUUCCCCAAGGAGGCCAUGCAGCUGUCACCCGAGUCCAUCAAGGCGAUUGAUAUUUCCUUCGAGAACAUCCGCAAGUUCCACGCCGCCCAAAAGGAGGACAAGCCCCUCAAGGUCGAGACCAUGCCGGGCGUCGUCUGCAGCCGUUUCUCAAGACCGAUCGAGAGAGUUGGCCUUUACGUGCCCGGAGGAACGGCCGUUCUGCCCAGUACCGCGCUGAUGCUCGGUGUCCCCGCCAUGGUGGCCGGCUGCCAGAAGAUCGUCUUCGCCUCGCCGCCACGCGCCGACGGCAGCCUCACCCCCGAGAUCGUCUACGUCGCCCACAAGGUCGGCGCCGAGAGCAUUGUCCUCGCCGGCGGUGCCCAGGCCGUCGCCGCCAUGGCCUACGGCACCGAGAGCUGCACCAAGGUCGACAAGAUCCUCGGCCCCGGAAACCAGUUCGUCACUGCCGCCAAGAUGUUCGUCAGCAACGACACCAACGCCGGCGUGAGCAUCGACAUGCCCGCCGGUCCCUCCGAGGUCCUCGUCAUUGCCGACAAGGACGCCAACCCCGCCUUCGUCGCCUCCGACCUUCUCUCCCAGGCCGAGCACGGCGUCGACAGCCAGGUCGUGCUCAUCGCCAUUGACCUGACCGAGGCCCAGCUGCAGGCCAUCGAGGACGAGCUCCACAACCAGGCCAUGGCCCUCCCCCGCGUCGACAUCGUCCGCGGAUCCAUCGCCCACUCCGUCACCAUCCAGGUCAAGACCGUCGACGAGGCCAUGCGCAUCAGCAACGACUACGCCCCGGAGCACUUGAUCCUCCAGAUCAAGGACGCCGAGAAGGUGACCGAGCAGGUCAUGAACGCCGGCAGCGUCUUCAUCGGCGAGUGGACCCCCGAGAGCGUGGGCGACUACUCUGCUGGCGUCAACCACUCUCUGCCCACCUACGGAUACGCCAAGCAGUACUCCGGAGUCAACCUCGCCUCCUUCGUCAAGCACAUCACCAGCUCCAACCUGACGGCCGAGGGUCUGCGCAACGUCGGCGACGCCGUCAUGCAGCUCGCCAAGACCGAAGCGCUAGAGGCCCACCGCAGAGCCGUCGAGAUUCGCAUCGAGCACAUGAACCGCCAGUAA